AUGUCAAGAUAUGAAACAUUCACUGGAGCUAAGAUACAAUGCCUUAUUACGGCCGUCCUAGCAAGAAUUUGUGACCGUAUUGAGCCGGUCUGUUCACAGUGCAUAAGGGCGGGGAAGCCAUGUGGUGGCUACCGUGACAUCCCGGCCUUGUUGUUUCGUGACGAAACAGACAAGGCGGCCCGAAGGUCCGCAACCGCCAAAUCUAGAGCUGGAGAGCGUCGAAAGGUCCCGGUCGCUCCAGAAAUCUCAGACUCGCCUUCAAGCUCUGAAGAAGAUUUGAAGGCUGUAGCGCAGCGGCGGAAACCUAAUGUGGCACGGGAACCCACGAUUCCCUUAGCAGUUCCUAUUAGUGUGGAAGAUCGGGGUUUGACGUUUUUUUGCUCUCAAUUUGUGACGGCCACUUCGGCGGCAAUGGAGGGGCCUUUUGUUUUGUCGAAAUCAUGCUUCCUAAGCACAGUAUCUGUUGAGUUGCCCUUUCGAGAUGCAGUUGUAUCGGUUGGGCUUGCCGCGCUAUCCAAUGUCACUCGGGAUCGAUCACUUCGGCUAGUGGCGAGGGAAAAGUAUGCGGGAUCGCUUAAUGCCGUGCGUCGGGCUGUGGAGAAUCCACUUCAAGCCAGACCGGAUCAAACCUUAAAGAUCAUCCUAAUGAUAGGUUUAUAUGAGAUGGUUUGCUGCAAUUCAAGUCAGCUUGACGCAUGGACAGUGCAUUUAGAUGGGGCUGCAGCCCUGCUCAAGCAGGCAACAUUUGGCAAAGCGAUCAAAGCCCGUGAUCCGCGCGCCCGAUUGCAGUUCUUCUAUUUUUCCAUGGUCAAAUACAUUCACACCCAAAAACCACUGCCUGCCGAAUUUUCAAAUUUCAACAGUCAGACGCUUCAAUCUUCAAAUCCUGAUGAAUCCCCGGCCAUCGGCCUUGUUGGCAUCCUGGUGCGGGUCAUGAAGUUCCACUCUACUUGCAGUGACCCAGGCUCCGAUCCUCAGAUAGGAGUGCGGACAGCACUUGCUUUUGAUAAGGAGCUAGAAGAAUGGGAAAGGCGCCUCCCACAUAAAUGGGAAUUCUUUGUUAAAACCUCCAGCGACACGCAGCACACCUUCUACGGGAAGCAUAUGACAUAUAAUGAUGUUUGGGCAUCGAGAGACCUCAACUACUAUUUUUGGGGACGAUUGAUCGUCAAUGAGAUGGUGUUGAACAAUAUCGCCCAAUUGGCCAGGAGUGGGCUCUUGAAAGUUCACCAUCUCCAACAGCGACAGCGAGCACUUGACAUGGUAUCGCACUUGGCGACAUGUAUCUGCGCUGGUGCCGCGACUCAAGUGGGUGGUUGGGGAAAUGGAAUCCCACUCAAAGAACAGGCUCGUGUUCCUCCCUUAAAUGGUGUCUUCAUGUUGAUGUUUCCGUUGACAAUUGCUGGUGGCUCGGCUGCUGCUCCAGAUGAAGUGCACGAGUGGGUGGUGCAGAAGCUCCAGUCAAUUGGGUCAAGGAUGGGAAUCCAGAGAGCCAUAGAGCUGGUACCAAGAAUCCAGAGAAUGAGGGCUUGGAAUUCCCAGUUGAUCAGUAUGGAACCAGAAGAAGUAUAG
This is a messenger RNA of Penicillium longicatenatum, 1572 nucleotides long. Its product is annotated as Zn(II)2Cys6 transcription factor. NCBI's taxonomy places the organism in Eukaryota, Fungi, Ascomycota, Eurotiomycetes, Eurotiales, Aspergillaceae. The record is from RefSeq and is a predicted model, not a curated record. The transcript is spliced from 3 exons. Bases 1 to 1572 code for a protein of 523 amino acids. Gene Ontology annotation, molecular function: DNA-binding transcription factor activity, RNA polymerase II-specific; zinc ion binding. Gene Ontology annotation, biological process: regulation of DNA-templated transcription.